Messenger RNA from Scatophagus argus, 7057 nucleotides. It is a transcript of the gene fer1l4, whose product is annotated as fer-1 like family member 4. Bases 251 to 6412 code for a protein of 2053 amino acids. The transcript has 49 exons. Gene Ontology annotation, cellular component: membrane. Lineage: Eukaryota; Metazoa; Chordata; Actinopteri; Scatophagidae. Gene Ontology annotation, biological process: plasma membrane organization. The record is from RefSeq and is a predicted model, not a curated record.
AACUAGUUGAGCAACUCUAUUUGCUUUCUCAAACAUUAGAGAGGCCCUGCCCUAACAGACACACACACACUUUAACAAGCCUCCAUGUACAGUUAUGCAUGCACACACACACACGGACGGAGAAGACGCACAGUAUUCGUUUCCAGCUGCAGAAGACAGAAGAGAGCAGAUAAAGUAGCUUCAGAGAGGAGCGAUGUCGGCUGGCAGACAGAUGAGCAGGUAGACAGGUGUGUCUGAUACCUCGAUCAUCAUGUCCAUCAGUGUGCAUCUGAGGAGGAUCUCCAACCUGCCAGGACGGUCUGACAGAAAGGUCGAGCUCAGCUUCAGAGGUUUCACUCACAAAACCAGAGUCCUGCAGUGUGAGAACUUGGCUAUCUUCAAUGAGCAUUUCCGUUGGCCUCAUUAUGGUAAAGAGAUCAGAGAUGAGAUUUUGUCCAUCAGUGUUUACAACUGCAGUAAAAUCUUUUCCAACAGAUUGCUCGGUAAACUUGUUGUCAGUCUACAGCAUGUUGUUACCACAGGAAAGCUGUUGCUGCGGGAACCCCUCACUGAUGCCCACUACAGCCUGACUGAUAUUUAUGUAGAGUUGGAUAUUCGAUAUCAUCCAGUCGAGGGAACAGCAGGAAGUUGGGAGGGACUUGACUUCCUGAAAAUCGAAGAAAAAGAUGAAUCAGCUCUGGUCAUCAGGAAUGAGGGAUUUAAUGACCCUGAAAGUCAGCAGACUGUGGAUCUCCCAGGUCAGCUGGAGAGAGAGGCUCGGCGUCUGGGGCGGAGCCUGGUCUACAGUGGAGAUGAAAAUGAAGACAGCGAUUAUGAUGAUUAUGAUGAUGACCUAAUGGACCUGGAGGCUUCCAACAUAAUCGUUACUCCUUUGCUGAGUCGUUGCAGGCCGAUGUCCUUAGGUGUUGCUGUGGCAGCACCCAGAGUCCAGAGCUUCCAGGUGAAUGUGAACAUCCUGGAGGCUCAAAAGCUGGUUGGAGUGAACAUCAACCCUGCAGUGUUUGUUAGUGUGGGAAAUCAGAAAAAACACACAAUGACACAGAAAUCCACAAACUGCCCCUACUACAAUGAGAACUUCCAGUUUGAGUUCCAGGAGGACCCACAGAUCGUCCUUGAUAAAGUCAUAGAGAUAAAGGUGUUCCACAGGCGGACUCUGGCCUUCCUAAUGACUCACAUUGGAUCCUUUAAGAUUGACAUCUCCACCGUGUACAAACAGCCAGAGCAUCGUUUCUACCAGAAAUGGGCUCCUCUCACAGACCCGACAGACACCAGGUCGGGGGUCAAGGGUUACGUCAAGGCCAGUCUCAGUGUGUUGAUGAAGGGAGAUUCUAUGGACAUGCCCAGUCUGCCACCAAUCUCCUCAUCUGGGAGCAGUGAGGAUAUAGAAAAGAACCUGUUGCUGCCACGUGGUAUGGCUUCUGAGCGACCGUGGUCUCGGUUCCGUGUCCGGAUCUAUAGGGCAGAGGACCUGCCCACCAUGGAUGCUGGGCUAAUGGCCAAGAUGUCAAAGGUCACAGACCGGACAGUCUUCAUUGAUCCCUUCGUACAGGUCACCUUUGCUGGGCAACAGGGGGAGACAUCAGUUGUGAGUGCUAACAGCUGUCCAGUUUGGAACGAGGAGAUCUCCUUCAUCGAGCAGUUUCCACCUCUAGCUCAGCGAAUCAGAGUCCAGAUUCUUGAUGAUGCCAAGAUGGGAGACAUUGCUCUGGCAACUCACUUCCUGGACCUUCAACAGAUUUCUGAUCCCACCAGGAAUGGGUUUAACCCCACCUUUGGUCCAAACUGGGUUAACCUGUAUGGUUCCCCUCAGAACUCCACCCUUGGAGACGUCCACCAGGCUUUGAAUGAGGGCCUGGGUGAGGGAAUCUUCUACCGUGGUCGAAUCCUCCUUGCUCUCUCUGUUGAGGUUUACUCCUCCCCCUCUGCCGUCACCACAGAUACAGCCUCAGUUGCCAUGGGAAAGGUGAAAGGAGCAUUGGGGAAGUUGGGACUGAGGAAGAAGAGAAGCAGCAAGAAGAAAGAAAAGAAAGAGGUAUCUCGGGCUACCAGCAGAUUGGUUGAAGAGUCAGGAGAGGCAGGAGUCGAGGUACCAGAGGCUGUUACGGUGGAGGUUGAGGAGACCCACCCACUACCUGAGGGUUUCCUGGGAGAGAGGGAGGAGUUUCUGUUGUUCGCAUCUCUGUUUGAAGUCACGAUGAUGGACCCGUCUAUAGGAACCAGACCGGUGACCUUUGAACUCUCCAUAGGGAAUUAUGGGAAGGCAGUUGAGAUUGGGAGAUCCAAGAAGAGCCAGAGCAGGGAUGAACUGAAGCGGAGCAGAGAGGAGCUGCGGAGGAGCAGGGAAGAUCUAAAUGAGGAGGUGCAGGGUCUGCUGGAGUCAGAGGAGGAGCUGGACAGAGAGGAGGUGCUGAAUCUCGAACCUGAGAACAGAUCUGUGUCUGAUGCCAUGAGACCCCAGCCCACCGAGUAUGAUAGGUCAUUUCAGUGUAUUCCUCUCCAGCCACCCUCUGUGAAACAGAAGCCAUGUCUGUAUAUCUGGAGUCAGUUUGAAGAUCACAGCUUUCGUCUCUAUCAAGCUAACUGGCUCAACAAGAUGGCUGAUCGGCUGGAGCUUGGUCUUGAUGAGGUGGAACGCCUCUUGAGGAGGCCAAGAAGUAAUGCAAAGGAGCGUUUGGUGGAGGUACUGCUGGAGCUGGUGGCCUCCUGCAAACAAUUUAGCGUUUUCUCAGACAGGAGGUCUCAGUCUCGUCCCAACAACUUGGACAGAUGCAGGAGGGAGUUUAUCAAGAAAAAUUUGGUCUUGCUGGCCAGACAAGCAGUGCGAGCCAGGCGGAGGACCACCAGGCGUACCGCCAAACAGCGUUUGAUGGACAGCAAAAAACUCCUGAAAACACUUCGCCAACUGGCUAAAGAGCCCCAGACUACCAUCCCAGAUGUGUUUAUAUGGUUACUAAGUGGAAGCAAGCGAUUGGCUUAUGUCAGGAUUCCCGCCUACUCGAUCUUCUUCUCACUGGUGGAGGAGCAGAAGGGGCGGGACAGUGGCAGAGUCACCACCCUCUACAUGAAGUCUCCGGGAGGUUCAACGAGUGAGAUAUUUGCGAAGCUGGAGGUCUACCUGUGGCUUGGUCUGGCCAAGUACAGUAAAGAGGCCAUCACCUCCUUGCCGGAUGAGUUUCUGCCAGUUUAUGAAGAGGAGGAGGAAGAUCAGAGAAGGCUGGUCUCUUCAGGGAAGAUGAAGCUUCCCCUCAGUCUGUCCUGCCAGGACAGCAGGUACUUCCAGCUACGAUGUCAUCUGUACCAGGGACGUGGUCUGAUGGCUGCUGAAGAUAAUGGCCUGUCAGAUCCCUUCGCCAAGAUCCUCUUCUCUACACAGUGCCAGGUCACCAGGGUGUUGCCUGACACUCUCUCUCCAGCCUGGUGUGAGAGUUUGUUGUUUGACAGAGUUCUAUUGGAGGGAACGACAGAGGACCUCCAACGAGAUCCACCCCUCCUCAUCAUCAACAUCUACAACUACGACAACAUGGGCAGUCCGAAGCCUCUUGGUAGGGCCUUUGCCGAGCCAGAGUUUAAAACUGUGGAGCAGUUGUAUCAGAAGCCCCGCCUCCGUUUCUAUGAUGUCAGCAUGGGGAGGGCCCCUGCUGGCGAGCUGUUGGCUGCCUUUGAGCUUAUUGAGCUGGACUACUCUGGGUUUGGAGAGCCCCGUCUCCCCAGCAGUGUGGACCCUCAGGAGCUGACCUACUCAGAGGAACAGAGAUAUUACAUCAUCCCAGAAGGAGUCCAACCUGUUCUGAGGACCUUUAGGAUUGAGGUGCUGUUGUGGGGUCUGCGGGAGCUAAAGCGGGUGGAGUUGUUUGAGGUGUCUCGCCCCCUGGUGAAGAUGGAGUGUGCAGGAAAACAGCUCGAGUCUGAAGAGAUUGAGAACUUCAAGCCUCAUCCCAAUUUCAAAGACAUGGUCCGCUAUAUUGACGUGGAGCUGCCGGAGCAGGCCUAUCUCCACCCUCCUCUGACAAUAUUUGUGGUGGAGCAACGAGCAUUCGGUCGGCUUGCGCUGGUUGGUUCCCAUGUGGUCCAGAGUCUCAUGGACUAUGCCCCACCUGAACUCGGCGGAGAGCCUGAGGAGGAGGAAGAAGAGCCAAAACCAAAGGCAAAGGAGAAUAUCAACCCUCUGAUGUCAGUGAAGAGUAUGGAACUCAGCGGCCUGCCAAUUAAACAGUCAAAGAUUCCCAUCAAUCCCAUCAAGUUGGUUAAUGCUCCUCUGAAGAAGCUUAUAAAGAAGGGGGAGGAGCUAGAGGAAGAGCUACCUGAGAAGGAGGAACUGGAUUGGUGGUCCAAAUACUACGCUUCACUGGAGGAGCUGGAGAGACGAGCUGUUGAGGAGCGGGAGAGGGAAGAUCAAGCAGAGACAGAUGGAGGGAAUCUGACGAUGGCUAACAUUGAUGAUGAGGAGGAGGAAGACGUGGUUGUGGAAAUUGAGCCUCCCAAACGCAAGACUAUUGCCACUCUAAAGCUGUACGGUGGCGACCUGGAGUCAGAGUUCAGUCAGUUUCAGGACUGGCUGCAGAUCUUCCCACUGUAUAAAGGCAGAGCAAUCGGUGAGGAUUAUGAGGAGCAUGAAGAAGACAGGCUGAUGGGAAAAUACAAGGGUUCCUUCUUGGUUUAUCCAAUCGAUUCAGGAGAUGAAGAAGACACAAAGUGUCAGAUCACCAACGGAAUCCCCACAAAUUCAGCGAUCAAGGUCUUGGUCCGAGUCUACAUUGUUAAGGCCACCAAUCUAGCACCCACAGACCAGAAUGGUAAAGCUGACCCAUAUCUGGUGAUCCGAGUUGGACAGCAGAGUCUGGACACCAAAGAUCGAUACAUCCCUAAGCAGCUCAACCCCACAUUUGGAGAGGUGUUUGAAUUCACAGUGUCUUUCCCACUGGAUACAGAGUUGGUUAUCAGAGUGCUGGACCAUGAUCUUGUUGGGUCUGAUGAUGUCAUUGGUGAGACGCGGGUUGACCUGGAGAAUCGGUUCUACAGCCGCCACAGAGCCUGUUGCGGUCUUGCUCUUUAUUAUGACACUAAUGGUUAUAAUGCAUGGCGUGAUGCGAAAAAGCCCACAGCCAUCUUGGCUGAGCUCUGCAGGAAAAAUGGCAUCCUGUCUCCAGAAUAUCGAACAUCCGAGGUCAAAGUCCUGAACAAAAUUUUCAAGAUCUCACCUGAUGCAGUACCUGAAGUCCUGUUAAAGAAGAACCAGCGGUCUCCAGCAGAGGAGGCAGAGAUAGAGGAGCAUGCAGCCCUGAGCGUGCUGCAGCGGUGGGAUGAGAUGAGUGAAUUCCUCCCUGGAGCCGUUCCUCUGGUGCCAGAGCACGUGGAGAUAAGGUCAUUAUUCAAUCAGGACAAUCCUGGACUGCCACAGGGUCACCUUCAUAUGUGGGUGGACAUGUUUCCCACUGAUGUGCCGGCUCCUCCUCCUGUUGACAUCAAGCCACGCCUACCUGAACAGUAUGAGCUGCGUGUGAUCAUCUGGAACACUGAUGAUGUAUUUCUGGAUGAUGUGAACCCGUUUACCGGUGACCCAUCCACUGACAUCUAUGUUAAAGGCUGGAUAAAGGGCCUUGAAGGAGACAAACAGGAGACUGAUGUUCACUUCAACUCUCUGACUGGAGAGGGAAACUUCAACUGGAGAUUUGUGUUUCGUUUUGACUACCUUCCUACUGAGAAAGAGGUGGUGUAUAAGAAGAAAGAGUCCAUUUUCUCAUUGGAAGAGUCUGAGUUUCGACAGCCAGCUGUUCUGACAAUGCAAGUCUGGGACUACGACCGCAUCUCUGCCAACGAUUUCCUGGGCUCCAUAGAGUUAAAUCUCAGUGACAUGGUGCGAGCAGCAAAGUCAUCCAGUAAGUGUACGAUUGAAAUGGCGAAGGAUCGGGCUGGCCCUCGAUUCUCUAUCUUCCGUGCCAAGAAGAUGAAGGGCUGGUGGCCGCUCACUCGCUUGAAGACAGCUGAGGACUUUGAGAAGGAGGAAAAGGAGCGGGAGGAGGCCAAGAGGAAGGGAAAGAAGAAGAAGAAGAAAACAAAGGACAAGAGGAGCAAUAUGAGACAGGAGGACAUCCAGUACACGGACAGCAGUGGCAGUACUUACCUGCUCAUGGGGAAGGUGGAGGCAGAGCUUCAACUGGUGACAUUAGAGCAGGCAGAGGCCAACCCUGUGGGGCGGGCCCGCAAAGAGCCGGAACCUCUGGACAAACCGAACCGUCCCACCACCAGCUUCAACUGGUUCGUCAACCCGAUGAAGACCUUCGUCUUCCUCAUCUGGAAGAAGUUCAAGAAGUACAUCAUUGCUCUGGCCAUCCUCAUCAUCCUCACACUCUUCCUUGCUCUCAUUGUCUACACACUGCCACAGCAAAUCUCUGCUCUCAUGAUCAAUGGAUGAAGAAACCUACAGGGACAUCCGUCAUCCUGGAUGUCACUGAUAGUCGGGUUUCUGAUCCAGAACCGAUCCGGUUUACAACUGGCUGAAGUUAUAGUUAGCCUGAUUUCCGUGAAACUCAUGAUUUAAUAUUUUUAUACUCACCGUGCUAGAUUACCCAGCACCCUCAUUUAUAUGAACACAGCCUAAAUCAUGGGAGCAAUAAUCAGGGAUCUGUUUUACUUUUGGAUCCAUCUGUCACCAAAGAAAAUUACUGUACAUGUAUUACUGCAGAUUUAAGUCAAAUAUUUAUGUUGUGUAUAUUAAAGAUAGUUUGACUCAGAAACUGUCCUGCAGCAUUGGACAGAUUUGUUUUGGACGUACAGCACAAAUCUGACCAGAUAAAUCAGCACCUUUCCUACACAUAAACAUAACCCUAUUGUAUACAAGUGUAAUUUUGUUGAUUAAAUACAAUUGUGCUCACAAAUAUUUAUUUUAAAAGUAAACAAGUAUGCAAAUAAAUAAACAAGUACAUUCUUAUCUUUAUUUCAUUUUGCACUGACUCAGACCUGAAGAUGAUCUGUUCAACAUUCAGUGUUAGCUGCUAUUUCUGAGUAAAUAAAUUUCACAGCAAUUUUAAACAGCGAUUUUAUGAGACUGUCAAUAAGA